AUGGGCUCGCACAACCUGUCGGAUCAUCCGAUCUUUUGGUGCGACGAACUGAAGCGUUACGAGCGAAAGCGAAUCGCCGAUGAGAGCCUUCGCGAUUGGAAAAACCGGAAGCUGAUCGAGCGACGAUCCCGUGCCAAGGAGCAAGCCCAUUUUCCUCUCUUUCAGUACCGAGAAGUGAUGGAGCGCUACUCACCGUGGGGUCGCAAGGGAGGCGGUGCACCGAACGACACGAUUCGCAUGCGGAACAUCCAGCUGCAAGGGCUCUAUCCGGAGACGAAGAACGACCUACGGAAUCCCGUCUCGGUUGGGCGACCCCGAGGCGUAGGGGCCGGUGGUGGUGGUGCGCCUAUCCGUAGUGCUUCAGGCCAGAUCCUGACUGGUCUGACAGAUGAUCCGAUCAUCAGCUUCAACGACGCCAACCGGUAUCAUGUGGAUAACGAGCUUCGGUACAAGACGUCUCCGGCGCAGAAGCAGACGUACCGCGCCGAGCUGGAUCGGAUUGUGGCGGAGAAGGAGAACCGAGCGCGCAAGUCUCGGAGUUCGGAGUUGGUCGAAUCCUCGCAGGGUCCUGGCCCGGUUGGGUCCUGCCCACGCCCUAAUGGUGGUCCGUGGGGUAAACCGGGUCCUGGAGGCAAACCAUGGCGGCCACCGAAGAACGUUGGCCACAACUUCAUGAAAUCGAUGGGCUGGACGAACAAGGAGACGCUGCAGGACCUCGACCUGGAGCUGGUGAACCGGAUGCAGCGCCAGCUGGAGGAGGAGAAUCGCUUCCUGAAGCGCUUUUCCAACUGCUGCUCACGUUGUGUCUGUCAGUGCAUCAGCAACAGCCUCGAGCAGGUACCGGCAGCGGGGGGCAGUGCGGGAGCGGGGCGGGGGGUUGUCACCAAGCAUCACCCCUCACCUCCGGCCACGGCUCCUGGUCCACAAGCCCACCACGAGUUUCCACCACCACCACCUCCGGAUCGCCGCGUCCCGAGGCUCUGUAACCAAGGACAAGUUCCUCAACAACAGGCGCAACAACAGGCAGGGGCGGUCGGGGCGGGGGGUGGACGGCGCAAUGGCGGGCGGGUUCCACCGACACGUAACUGCAUGAUAACGGGCGGAGUCGAGCUCGUGCCACUGCUCGCCAAACGGCGCUCCCAACCGCGCCCCAUUAGCCUCGGUACGACCGACGUCACCAAGAUCGAUAAGUACACUGCGAAUGGCAGUAUCGCACGCCGCACAGACGACGGCUACCUAACCGACCUGUGCAACCAGAUGAACCAGAAGCAGCGAAAGGUCGAGACGGUGCGUGCGCAGGAGUUCGAGACGAGCCGGCAGCACUUCGAGACGUGGAGCACCUUCUGGGGCCGGCCAGGCCACGGGGCGCCACUUCCGAACAAGAAUAAGCUCAACCUGGACAGUCUGCUUUACAAAUCGCGCCGCUAAAGCAGAACCUGUACCGUGCUCCAACACCUGCCAGCAGCCUAACGACUGCGGCAGAUGAGUCGUGAGCCGGCAAGCCCGGCGACCGUCUCGAAGAUGGACAAUUUUCUUCACUUGCCGAUCGAGCGCAAGUGAGUGCAAAGUUGCUUCGCUUUCAUCCGACACCGACGA
Molecule: messenger RNA, 1596 nt
Organism: Anopheles nili
Lineage: Eukaryota; Metazoa; Arthropoda; Insecta; Diptera; Culicidae
Exons: 4
Coding region: 1-1428 (475 amino acids)
Biological process (GO): positive regulation of cytokinesis
Cellular component (GO): spindle pole; microtubule; centrosome
Source: RefSeq, a predicted model, not a curated record